Molecule: messenger RNA, 606 nt
Organism: Kluyveromyces lactis
Lineage: Eukaryota; Fungi; Ascomycota; Saccharomycetes; Saccharomycetales; Saccharomycetaceae
Gene: RRT14
Product: Rrt14p
Exons: 1
Coding region: 1-606 (201 amino acids)
Source: RefSeq, a predicted model, not a curated record
AUGUCAUCUCUUGCAGCUGCUCAUGCUACCAACGCUGUGAACGCAUUGUUGCAAAGCGUACUGCCGGGUUCUGCGUCGGUUAAUGCAGAAAGAAAGAAAACAAGCCGAGACAAAGGCUCGAAAGCACAACUAAUAGAUAGGAACUUGAAGAAAAGAGUAGAGGUACAAGAAAAGGAUGUAUACCGGAUCAAAAAGAGGGAGAAGAAAAUGUUGAGAAAGAAGAUAUCUGGAAGAAAAGAAGUCCAAGAGGAUAUAGAACAGAAGGCUAAGCUACAAGUACUAAGAAAGCAUCAAGUAGAUAAUUCUCUUACGGAUCAUGAGAAAUCCUAUUUGGAUAAAGUGGUGAAGAAAAAUGUUCGCAACCUGAAAAGUUGGGAUUAUGACGAUAAGGAAGAACUGUUAGAUUUACAGAAACAAAUACUUGCCAACUCAGAAGAUUCAAAGAAGGUAAGGAAGGUAAAAUCUAGGAGACAAAAGAAGAAACAGUUCAAGGAGAAGCUACCACAAUCGAUACAAGACCACAGAUAUAAAGCUCUCACACCUGGAUUGGCUCCAGUUGGUGCGAGCGAUGAGGAGGAAUCAGAAGACGAAGAUGAAGAUUAUUGA